AUGUCCUCCUCGUCGUUGCAGUCGUUCUCCGUCCCAACGUCGCCAGCGAUGACCCGCUCGUCAAAAACACAACCAGUGACCCCUCAGCGACUCCCACGACAUCAACACCGACAUUCCCAAUCUGCCUACAGGUCACCAUUGACGCCCUCAAGCCCCUACACUCCUCUCAGUUUUCGCUCUGCGGGAUCGACAGGCAGUUCCACGCUCACUACACCAGACAACAUGGCUAUGAUUCUCAAAAAGCGCCUUUUUCCUGCUGGCUCUCCAGAGGUUCAGCGCACUGCCACCAUUCUGACUGAUGGUCAGGACAAGAGUCUUGCGGAUAUUGCAGACAACUGGAGAUCUCGUGCAAACGAAAAUGGCAUCAAAGUAUCGUCUUAUCGGGCUCAGGAUGAUUCUCACUAUGGAGACGACGAAGGCAGCGAGAUGACCAUGUCCGAUGCAAAUGAUUCAGGGCUCGUCUCCACAGAAGAAGCCCUUCUUCCACCGCCUUUCCUUUCCUAUCACCGGCGUGCUAGCAGUGCCAUCGUAACGCGCCCUCGUGCCCAAUCGCACGCGUCCCUUCCAAGCGCCCGUUGUCAAACGCUUUCCCCUACUGUUCCUCGCUCUGUGAAUCGCGCACAAUCCCCCACAUCCCCAACCGUUCCCCGUCGCACGCUCUCUUCCCUUAACCAGCCGUUAAACCUCAUGUCCACGCCUCCUCCGAAUCGGACCCUAGCUAGACAACUCAAGUUGAAGGGUAGCUUCACCGAUCCUGCUCAACCCAGGAGGCGAGAGGCUCUUGGCCCAGUCCCCACACCUCCUCGCAAUACUGGCCACCGCAAUUCGAGGAUAAAUUUGAGCCUUAAUCACGACACCUCUCUUGACUUGUUUGACAUUGACGAAAACGAUUUUGAAUAUGAAUACGACUAUCAGCAGACUCGUCAAACUGAAGACGAUUCCUUCUCUCUCGAUCUUCAAGCCCACACUGCGAACACGUUUGCAUACCCGACCUACACUCAUCAAGCCUUUCCCACUCAGUCCCCCUUUGCAGAUCCCUUUCAGCCAUCCGGGUUUGGUAUGGGGUUGGGUAAUAGCCAUGUGCUGAGUAGCAUUUCCGAAAGCAUUGAGCACCACUUCAACGCCGCUCAGCAACAAGGUUAUCAGGCAGACCCCUCCCGGGGAGGUUUUUGCGCAUACGGAUCCGAUGUUCCCGUCCAACGCGAGCAUCAAGUUUAUCCUCAGCCUGCCUAUGUACCACUACCGCCUGUUCCCGGGCGUCCUUUCCAAUACGUCUCUGCCCCUGUGCCAGAGCGACCUUUCAGCACCGCCAAGGACUUGGCAAUCAAAAGGAACCCAUCUCCACCUACCACUUCCCCAGCUUCAAACCCAUCCGUCGAUCCCCAUUCUGAGUGUUUGGUCUGCCUCGCUCCUCAUCCUUCCACCCUUGCCAUUUUACAACCCUGUCUCCAUCCCUUGUGCUCGACAUGCUUGACCAGCGCUCUCAACAUUGUAGGCGAGAAAGACAUGGAGUGCGCCGUGUGCAAGCGAGCCGUUGCAGAUUUCAAGCUGGUCAUUGGGUCUGGGAAAGCCUCACCUGGAGGCCAGCUUGAUUCUUCCUUUGGAACAGCGAACAGGAAAACGACGACCACCAAGAAAGCGCACAAUAUAAAGGGCCAAAACGAUUUGAAGGGGAAAUCUUUCAUGGAUCCUCUAUUUUCGUCUCCUGGCAGCGCAAUUACCCACGACACUGCGAGUUCAAGCGGAGAAAGUGACCUCGACAGCGCAUUCGAGUUUGGGCUUAACUUUGGGGAAUUGCGGGCAAGUACGCCAAAAUUCGAACAACAACAGCAACACCUUUCACCCGAUCUGAGCAACCAGAGUAUCAAUGGAGGUAGGGGCGAGAAGAAGGGGGACAGUAAUGCCGUACUGCGGAUCGACAAUGUUCCUUGGGACAUAACGCCUCUCCAAAUUAAAAGGUGGCUCCAGCAACCCGUUGAACGGGUCCACGUCCUAUUAGACCCCAAGGGUAAGACGCUCAGCCAUGCUUACGUCGAGGUCAAGACUGCCGGAAUUGCGGGCGCCAUUCUGAGGGGAGAGGCUAUUGCUGCGAACGGCAGUAAGAAGGAGAGAGGAAGUGUCCUAGGCAGGGGCAGGCGAGCCAGAGGCGUCACGGUCACUCGUAGUGGUCAGGAGGAGCUCAUGGCUGAUCUCUUCCCCAGCUGGCGUGGUUCUUUUGAUGGUUCACGCCCUUCCCUCGCCGGCCUUGAGGCUGAUAAGAUCAUCAUGGCCUUGGGGGGCGGCCUUCUCACGGAGAAUGAGGUGUCUGGAUUGCUGUACCUCAUUCGGGAACCUGACAUCAAGUCCCACUUCCUCAAAGUUCCUGCGCUUCCCUUCCACUCUCUAUUGAGCUUGUUGAGUAAGUUCCCCUCGGACGUGGAUAGUCGGGUCUUUUGGUCUUCUGGUGUGAGGGAUAUUCUGUAUGGUGAGGACCCUUUACCACCUUCGCAACUCAACCCCCUUGCUGACUUUUGCUCUGUGUUAGACGUUACCUAUGCCGCCGUUCAAGUCCUCCUUCCACGCGUAGAGAAAGCGAAACAACAAAACAACCCAGACGAGGAAUACUCGAUGGACCUCGUAACGGAUCUCGUCAAAACAGCAAUGGACUGCCGAGCAUUCACCGCGCAGCAGAUCCGAAAAUUUGCAGAUCUGUUGGAAGCAUGUUCGCUCCCAGUACCUGUACCCUCCUUCGUUUCGGGCUCCAGCGUUUCGGACUCCACUUCACGUUCAAGCGCCCCUCGUACGCCAGCCAAUCGCGACUUUGACGGUUCUCAAGCAAUGCAUCCCAACUCGAAUGGGACGCCUCCCCAACGAAACAGUCAACCCUUUGGCGACAUUGCCAGAGAGUUUGGGGUCGAAGCCCAGCUUGUUGAAGCUCUUGUGCAACGACUGGCAAGCCUCUCCUGA
This is a messenger RNA of Laccaria bicolor S238N-H82, 2946 nucleotides long. RefSeq lists its product as uncharacterized. Bases 1 to 2946 code for a protein of 981 amino acids. Lineage: Eukaryota; Fungi; Basidiomycota; Agaricomycetes; Agaricales; Hydnangiaceae. The transcript is spliced from 9 exons. The record is from RefSeq and is a predicted model, not a curated record. Gene Ontology annotation, molecular function: nucleic acid binding.